Postia placenta MAD-698-R-SB12 is the source of this 651-nucleotide messenger RNA. RefSeq lists its product as hypothetical. The transcript has 3 exons. Lineage: Eukaryota; Fungi; Basidiomycota; Agaricomycetes; Polyporales; Adustoporiaceae. The record is from RefSeq and is a predicted model, not a curated record. Bases 1 to 651 code for a protein of 216 amino acids.
AUGGGCAGAGGCACCAAAUACUUCACUGCCGCAGACAAGACCUUUGCCACCAAAAGGCGCAAACAGGCUCAUGCAGCUACUCCAAGCAUCAAGGCCAGCCAAAGGGCUCAGAACCGGCGUGCAUAUCUGCAUCGCCAGCACCAUCAUGACAUCCCCCCCAAUGUCCUCACGGACGCGCACCUGCCCCUCCGCUCUCACCCGCUGCUCCUCAAGGCGCUAUGCAAUACGCCCCUCGACUUCAACCCUGCUAAUGCCACGGCAAAGCAGAUGGAGGCCGUCCUGCGUGGGCAGGCCUGGCGAACGUUACGCGACAAACGGGAUUGUCGUAUACGCUUGUGGAACGAAGGGAGGUUGGAUGAAUUGCGAGGGUUGAUAGAGCAACACCUCGCCGAUGCGCGGGAGCAUCGGCAGGUUGCUCACGCCCAGUGGGAGGAGGCUGCCGCGGAGGGUGUGGACAAUGACAAUCGCGCACAAAUUGUGACGUCGACCCGGGCGGAGUUCGUGGCCAAGGAGGUAUUUUGCGACCUGUGGGAGCUCAUGCAGCUGACGCACAUGCCAGAGUACUAUGGUGUAUUCUAUGAGCUAGCAUGUUUCCCCUCACAGCAGGUCAUGCUCGUGUAUAAAGGCGUGGUUAUUGAUUCAGUAUACUAA